This is a messenger RNA of Choloepus didactylus (southern two-toed sloth), 5877 nucleotides long. RefSeq names its product RNA guanine-7 methyltransferase (gene RNMT). The transcript has 11 exons. Gene Ontology annotation, biological process: 7-methylguanosine mRNA capping. Gene Ontology annotation, molecular function: mRNA 5'-cap (guanine-N7-)-methyltransferase activity. NCBI's taxonomy places the organism in Eukaryota, Metazoa, Chordata, Mammalia, Pilosa, Megalonychidae. The coding region runs from base 204 to 1640 and encodes 478 amino acids. The record is from RefSeq and is a predicted model, not a curated record. Gene Ontology annotation, cellular component: nucleus.
UCCGCCGCCGGUGAGGAGGUAGCAGGGGCAGGUCGACUCUGGCCUGACUCGUUUAGCCUUGGCCCAUUGCCCUAAGUACCUGACUUGAGGGGUUAGUCGUGCUCUCAUCCGGACACAAAAUGGAAGGGGUGUCGAUGGCGCAGAUGCGACUUAAGACGGAGUGUUGGUUUAUGAAAUUUUAUCAUCAAUUCAAAUAGCCAAAUAUGGAAAAUUCUACAAAAGCUGAUGACUAUGAAAAGAUUUCUUUUGAAGAGACAAAAGCAUCAGUAAAUCCUGAAACAGAAUCUUCGUUCAGUAUUAAUGAAAACACAACAGCUUUUGUGACUGGGCCUUCUGAAAAUGCUCCUACCUCUGGCAAAGUAGACACACCAAAAAAGAGAAAAAUGGAGUUUGAAGGUGAUCUUAUAAAGGGAAGUUCCAGUUGUGGGGAAGACAUUCCAACCAAACAAAGAAAACUUGAUGCUGAAAUUGUCUUAGAGGAAAAAGGUUCCAGUGAUGAUGAAGGUGUUACAAAAAAAAGAAAAAUAGAUACUGAUAAUGUUCCAAAAGAUGAACCUUCUACUGGAGAUGGGACUCAGAAAAAGAGAAAGUUAGCACUCGAGGAUCUUCCUGAAAAGGAAAAAAGCUUGGAAGAAGGACACAGCUCAACAGUUGCUGCCCACUACAAUGAACUUCAGGAAGUUGGUUUAGAGAAGCGUAGCCAAAGUCGAAUUUUUUACCUAAGAAACUUUAAUAAUUGGAUGAAAAGUGUCCUUAUUGGGGAAUUUUUAGAAAAGGUGCGACAGAAAAAAAAACGUGAUAUCACUGUUUUGGACCUGGGAUGUGGUAAAGGUGGAGAUUUGCUGAAAUGGAAAAAGGGAAGAAUUAACAAGCUAGUUUGUACUGAUAUCGCUGAUGUUUCCGUCCAGCAGUGUCAGCAGCGGUAUGAGGACAUGAGAAAUCGUUGUCGUGAUAACGAAUAUAUUUUCAAUGCAGAAUUCAUAACCGCUGAUUCUUCAAAGGAACUUUUGGCUGACAAAUUUCAUGAUCCACAAAUGUGCUUUGACAUCUGCAGUUGUCAGUUUGUCUGUCAUUACUCAUUUGAGUCCUAUGAGCAGGCUGACAUGAUGCUCAGAAAUGCAUGUGACAGACUUAGCCCUGGAGGCUAUUUUAUUGGCACCACUCCCAAUAGCUUCGAACUGAUAAAACGCCUUGAAGCUUCAGAAGCAGCAUCAUUUGGAAAUGAAAUAUAUACUGUAAAAUUUCAGAAGAAAGGCGAUUAUCCUUUAUUUGGCUGCAAAUACGAUUUCAACUUGGAAGGUGUUGUGGAUGUCCCUGAAUUCUUGGUCUAUUUUCCAUUGCUAAAUGAAAUGGUGAAGAAGUACAAUAUGAAACUAGUCUACAAAAAGACAUUUCUGGAAUUCUAUGAAGAAAAGAUUAAGAACAGUGAAAAUAAAAUGCUGUUAAAACGAAUGCAGGCCCUAGAGCCAUAUCCUGCAAAUGAGAAUUCCAAACUUGCUUCAGAGAAAGUGGAUGACUAUGAGCAUGCAACAAAGUAUAUGAAAAACAAUCAAGUAAGAUUACCUUUGGGAACCUUAAGUAAAUCGGAAUGGGAAGCUACGAGUAUUUACUUGGUUUUUGCAUUUGAGAAGCAGCAGUGAACAUAUGUACAGCAGUACCAGAACAGCUAUGUUCCAUCUUAUACAAAUUUGAAGGAUCCAUCUUAUAUAGAUUUGACACCUUUGUUUAUUUUAAUUAUUCUAAAUGUGCAGAAUGCUGCCAGAAACUCCAGCAUAUGAGUUCAAUAGUUGCUGUCUGUGACAGAUGAACUUUGGUGUGUGUAUAAAAAUGAGUUGGGACAUUUGUCUUUAAAAAUCUAUUUUUAAGUAAGGUUCUAAGAAUUCCAUUUGCCUCUACUCUGUUAUCUCAUAAAAAUUAUAAUAUGACUUGUUAAAGCAGCUGAACUCUUAACACAGUGCUCUGAUUUGUUUCAUGUUUGUUUACAGUAUUAAAUUUUUAAUAGUUGUAGAAUUGGUGAAGGAGUAUACUGGUUUGUGUGUGUGCAUUCAUUCAUGUAGUUAUAUGGUGUUUUUCAAGUUUAAAUGGAUUGUGUUCUGUACAAUUGAAUAAGUGUUCGAUAUGUAUUGCUAAAGUUAGUUUUAAAACACAGUUUUAGAUGGUCACAAAACUUGAGAUAAGUUAUUUAGCUAGAAUUUUAGCUACUUAAUACUUUUUGGUAUAAUAGUAACUGCUUUAUUUGCCAGUAUGCUGUAAUUCUAGAAGUGUUUAGAACAUUUUAGAUGGCAGCAUAGAAUUGUUUUUGAGCUUUUUAGGCUUUCUUUUAAGAUUUUCAUACCAUAGCAGUUAAUGGUUCCAGUUAUCAAGAAUGUAAUUAAACAUUUACAUUUCUUAAUUGAACAAAGAUGCUAUGGUUGUUUUUCUCAGGAUUGAAUGAAGAUCUCUCCUUUCUAAACACUGCACUUUUUUUUCUCAGAUUUACAAAUGGAACUAUAAUAGUAGGGUAUGACUGUAAAGGAAGCAGAAAGAUGGAUGUCAGGUUAAUUCUCACUGAUGUUAGAUCUAGGCUACUGAUACUAUGUGCUAUAGAUCAGUUAUACCCUUCAGCCCAGAAAAAAAGCAAUAUUUAUUCCUCCUCUUAUAACAUCAGUAUUUUGCACAGUAGGAUCCAGUGUCUAAUCUCUAUUAAAAAAUUUUAUUUGCCAUUUCAGACCCAUUACAAUGGUCAGCCCUGGCAUCUUGCUUGACUUCUCCUCCAGAACUGACACCUAGGUGAGCUUUUUCCUUACUUUGCAGCACAGUCUGGAGAACUUGCUACAGCAAAGCAGUUAUAUACAUAGCAAUUAUUGCAUAUUCUUGUAAAAAUCAUUUAUUUAAGGUAUAGUUUAAAAAGACAUUACUUUCUAUACUUACCUGGAGUACUUUUUUAAAAAAGUAGUCUCUUAAUUAGUUGAUAUAUGUUGAUUGUUCAUGGUGUUAUAGUAGCAGACUUUUUAACAAGAAAACAUGGGUUUCCUGGUUUCUGUUCCUUCUGCAGUCUGUCAAUGUCCAGACUGUUACCAGUUUGCAAAAAUUGGCAUUGAGUCUUUUGGGCUUAGUGGUGGUUUGCCAUAAGUCAUUUGAGGAAAUAGAUAAUAGUACAACUGACUGUGGUGGCUGUCAUUAGCUAGGAAAGGUUUGGUAAUGGUGCUGAGAAGAUGGGAAAGCUUAGCUCUUAACUGUUUUAUAUCCAGGUUCAUUUUUCAUUCUGGGGAAAGUGCCAGAAAAUAUUUUGGUAGUUUGAUAGGGAACAAAAAGCUGCUUUAUUAUUAAUAAGUAUCACUAUUCUAAUUUUAUGGUCUUAGUUAAUUCUAAGCAGGUAAUAAAACAUAUUUUUAGCCUCCUUCUGCCCUUUCCUUUCUGUGGAUAACUUGAGGGAGAAAAGAAUCCCCCCCAGAGUAUGGAGGAAUUGGUGAUAGUACAGAGAAGAGAGAAAAAGAAAUUAGAAUCCCUGGGGCAUUUAGUGAAUAGAGAAAUGUAAAGGUCUAGAAUGGAUCUAAGAAGGGACCUUGGGACAGGGCACUCCAUUCGAAGUUCCUUGGAGAAGAGGGCAGGUUAAGGCAAUUGCCCUUCUCCUUGAGUUUUGUUUGCCUUAUUGCCUUCGCUUGUCUUCCUUCCACUUCCCCACAUCUCCUUACUGCAGUUAAGUGUCUGGGCAGUAACUCUAGAAGAGUCACUCAAGAAGAAUGUUAGGGAAAAGACUGGGAAACGUGGUCCAUGCCCACACUCUUUCUUCUGUCAUCGAAGUAAAAGCUGGUAAAGCUGUGCCCCACACAUCCUAUAGGCUAUGUUGAGUGGUUUUCCUUUCAUGACUUUGUAACUUGUAAGAGGCAGAGGGAUUUUCCCAAAUCAUGGCUUGUUACUGCAGGGUCAGAAAGAAUGCCUUUUCGUAGCUCCAUGAUGUAGGCAGUUCAUGGAAAUGACACCAGGGCAGUCCCAGAAUUGCCAUUCAGUUUAUCCUCCAAGGAGGAAAUUAGAAAUGAGGAUCAACUCAGCCAUUUGUGGAAGUGACAUUGCCUAAGAUUGGGAGGAAAGACUAGGGAUGUGACUAAAUAAAAAAGCUGACAUUGAAUUCUUUGAACCCAGAACAUACUAAUGGAAAAGGACUACAUGGCCACAGUGUUCAGGGAGACAAAUUGGCAGUGCUUCCAGUGGCAUCCAAAGGGGAGAGGUCCUUGACUGCAGAGGUUAUUGCCUGCUAGGUAGUGAUGGAUGGCGGUCAUGCACUCAGCUCAUCCCUCUUGCUCUCUCAGUGCCACCCAGCAAUUCUGGUUCAGAUGACUUCCCAAAUAAAUUUUCCUGCAGGGAAAGAAAGCAUUGUUUAGAGACUUUGACUUACAUUAAUUAAUCUGUAUAAUUACUCUGUGAGGUAGAUUAUCAGUAGAAUGAAUUUCCUAGCCCUACUGCUAAUUUCAAAAUAAGGAGAUAAGAUUGCUGUCUGAAUUCAAGUAUUAAUAUGGUUCAUAGAGACCCAGAGCAGAGAUUCACAAAGUGGGACUGGCUUCUAGGCAGGGUGUGAUCUUUUUUAGCAAUAGAAAAGCAGAGAAAGUAUGUCAGCAGCACAUCCUAUAUUUCCAAUCCUUUUAGCUUUUCUGGGGAUUUCCUCUUCAGCCUGACUUAGCCUAUUGCCAUUAUGCUAUUCUGAUAUGUAUUCACAUACCCUUCUGAUGAAAAUUUGGCUUCUAGUGUAGGUCAUUCUCCAGGCAAAAAAUGCCAAUGUGACUAUUGUAGCCACUGAACAUUUUUUAUUUUUCCUUGUUAAUAAAGUGACUUUUUGUUGUCUGCCUCAGGCUUUGUAUGUUUGGGCUAUCAUGAACCAGUCACUGCAGAGGUCUCUAGGUCUUCAGAGUAGAGGCCAGAUCCAGGGUACCAAAGUCCUGUGAUUUGGCCCAUUGGCAUCAGUGUAGGAUGUCACCACAUCCCCAGUUUCUGUUACAUCAAAUACUACACACGUGGUAAGUUUUAUUCCACUUCCUCCCCUCUGACAGUGAUGUUCCUGAUUCUUUGAAGGCAGCUGAUGCAAUGGCUGCUACAGUUGUCAGUACUGGUUUAGCAGAUAUUCAUGGGACUGGGGCCCUCCUCCACCUCCUGUCCUCAGUCCAGUAUUGAGGAAGCAUGGGACACCCAACAAUACUCUCCACAGUUUGGCUGUGGAGACCUUUGGGUAAGCCCCAAAAGCUGUCUGCUCCCUGGGCUUCCCCUGGACCAUGCUUCCUUUGCAGUCACACACUUUGGACAAGACCAAGUCAACAGAUAACGUUUAUUAAGCUAUGUUAGGUAAAUCACUUUUCUAAUGUUUUACAUGUGUUAACUCAUUUUGAUUCUUUUAACAACUGUAUGAGGUAUGCACCAUUAUCCCCAUUUUAAUGAUAGGGGGAAACUGAGGCCCAGGGAGAAUACAGACUUGCCCAAAGUAGAGCCAGGAGUUGAACAUACCAGCCAUCCCCACCCCAAGUCACGCAGCAGAACCUGCCAUCCAUUUGCAUGUUAUAUACCUCCAGGGACCUCCUUGGCCAUCCACAACUUAACCUCUUGAAAUGUUUUCUGUUAAUACAUAUGAUCAAUUCUCAGAACAAAAAAAUACUACUAGCACCCUAGAAGCCUCUGUCAGGCUCCCUUCCAGUUACUACCUCUGUAAGGGUAACCACUAUCCAGACUUCCAGUAGCAUUAAUUUUAUCUGUUUGGGGCAUCAUAUGAAUGCAGUCAAAUAGUAUGUAUUUUGCAUCUGGCUUCUUUUGCUGAACAGUGUGUUUGUGAGAUUUUUGUUGCAUGUACUUGUACAUAGUUUAUUCUUGUAUCUGGAUGGUGUUCCAUUGUAUGAAUUAAAAAAACACUAUUUA